AAAAAGCUUUAUUGGACAAAACUAAUAUAUGAAAAUGUUAACAAUAUUGGUUCAUCCAUGUAUUUAGCUUUUCUGGAUGUGUUUAUAUCUGCUAGUGAAUACCUUAUUAGCAACUAUAGUGAUAAAAUUUUAGAAAUAUUAUCCAAUUUAGCUAGUAUGGAUGUCUACAAGGAAUCGUCAUCAUCUAUUCAUGAAAACUGUUUGAUAUCUCAAAUGAGUACCAAAGACAUUGACUUUUCUCAGCUAAAGGAAAAAAGAGGCAAACUAUGUCAAAAUAUUGCUAGUCAGAUAUUCGAAAAUGGACUUAAAAACAAUUUUUUAAGGCGAAUAGUGAAUUCAGGUACUGAUCGUACUCGCAAAAACAGAGUUGUUAAUACUGCCAUUAAAAAAAGCAUUAAAAUGAUGAUAAAAUUUUUAAAUAUCCUAAAGCUUCGCAUAUUUGAUCUUCAUCACGAUGUUUGUUUUGAAAAGUUUUUAGAUUACUAUAGUGUGAUUUUUUCCAGCGAUGUUUUUCAAUCAAAUAAUGAUAUGGCUUUAACGCAGUCUAUAGUAACGCUUUAUAUAGAAGGAACUAAAAUAUUGCCUUCGCAUUUCGAUGUUCUAAAAGAUUGGGUUAAAAAAAUUUAUUUGCUUUGUGGUGAUAUUAAAGAUGAAUCUAAAUCAAAGAAUAUUGAAGAUAACGAGCUUCUUAUUAUAAAUCCCGAAAAUUGCUUAAUUUUUUUUGGCAUAAUAUUGAACAAGGCCUUAUUACCUAUGAUAGAAACGAUUGAAAUUUUCAUUCAAAACAUAAAAUCAGAAUACAUCCUUAUCUUAGACAUAUGUUUAGAUGAUGAAAAUGGGACCUCGUCCAUAAGUUUACUCGAUUACCAAUUAACACUCAAAUAUUUAGCCAAAAAUGAAAAGUUAGCUUCAUCUCUUAUCGGAAACUUAGCUGUUAUAAUAUGUGAUUUGGUCAAGAUAGAUUGUUGGGAAGCGCGAUCCGCUAAAAAGCAAAGAGAGAUGGCAAGUUCACAAAAACAAAUUUUAAUUCUAAACAUAGUUUUGGGAUUAGUAAAAUGCUGCACUGAAUUUUACAGAGUCCUGACAUUCUUAGUUAAACAUUUUUUAACUGUUUCGAAACCGAUAACUGAAUGCGAAAAGUCGCCACUUACUAAUUCAACAAGUAUUUGUGAAAGUUUACAAAACGAAUCAACUGCUCGGUUCGAAAAAUUGAUUACUUUGAUAAAUGAGCUUGUUACACGAAAUGUUUAUGAUUACUUAUCACACGUUGUUAAAAUAAAUCGAGAAACCAUCGCUAUUAGUUAUUCGAGCCACAAACAGAUAAAAUUUUCAAAAUUGUGUAUCGCGAAAAAAAUUAAAAUGGAUGAGGUGUUAAAAUAUAACGAGAAUGAAAAUGAUCUGGAAGAGCAUUGUAAUGGUACAGAUUUACUGCUCAAGGAUGAGCAUAGUGAAGCAUACGAAAAUACGGCCAGUAAAUCAAGUAAUACAAGGUUAAAAAAUGAGAAUUUGUUAGCUUGCAAACUACAAAAGGCUGUUCCACCAUUAAUAUUUCAAAUCGAAGAGUUGGAAAAAUUUCUUAUGAAACUAAGUCGAAAAACGAAAAAUCCUAGAUUAAUAGCAGCCAUGAAAAUGGGAACUUCCAGGGAUUUUCGAAUAAAUUUUGAUAAAUCUGUAACGCAAUAAAAGUUUGUUAUAAAAUAAUUUAUUAAUAUUUGAUAAAAUUUUACUAUAUUAUAUAAAAAUUUAUAAAAAUCGUGAUUGGUUAAUAUAAUUUUUUUGGUGUUUAAUUGGGUAAAAAAUUUCUGUAAUAAACAAUUGGAGGAAUGAUUUGAAGUAUUG
Messenger RNA from Gordionus sp. m RMFG-2023, 1839 nucleotides. RefSeq lists its product as uncharacterized. The record is from RefSeq and is a predicted model, not a curated record. Lineage: Eukaryota; Metazoa; Nematomorpha; Gordioida; Chordodea; Parachordodidae. Gene Ontology annotation, molecular function: DNA polymerase binding. The coding region runs from base 58 to 1683 and encodes 541 amino acids. Gene Ontology annotation, biological process: DNA repair. The transcript has 5 exons.